This is a messenger RNA of Branchiostoma floridae (Florida lancelet), 1771 nucleotides long. RefSeq lists its product as uncharacterized. The transcript has 2 exons. The record is from RefSeq and is a predicted model, not a curated record. The coding region runs from base 159 to 716 and encodes 185 amino acids. Lineage: Eukaryota; Metazoa; Chordata; Leptocardii; Amphioxiformes; Branchiostomatidae.
GACGCAGCGAUUUAAGGGCUGUGACGUCGGUUGUAAAUAUUAUUCUCCUGCGUAGCUGCAUUUAAGGACACUUUCUCCCCAAAACGAGCAUUUUUCGGGACUGUCAUCUAAAAAAGUACGGGUAAACUAGCUCCUAAGGGAGUCUAGAAGCCUUCGCGAUGGGUGUGGGGUCGGAGAGAUCGUUGCGGGAGAACCUACGGAGUCUCUCUCGGGGCGAUGUGGAGGGAGGCCCGAGGAAGGAAAGACAGCAAGCCCGUCGGCAAGUCGACGCAUGGACCCUGAAAGUUGACAACCUCGGGAAGGUCCUGUGCGCCCUAGGUGUUGUGACGUUUUUCCCCGGUACAAUCAUGGCUGUCUUGGGGUACUACGUAGAAGGAGUUUGGAACGGGAAUAUGUUUUUGAUGAUUUUGGGGCCAGCUUUGCUUCUGAUUGGGUUUUUCGUGUUCUUCCUUGGCCUCCAUAUGUGGUGUGCGGACUGUUUCGAGGCUGAUGACGCGUCACUGACAACUUCGGCACGCAUUGAUGACGAAGAAGACAUCUCCGAAGCGCAGGUGAAACCAGGUGUUCUGACCAACAACAAUCUACGGACCGGACCCCCCAAUACAUGGUUCUCGCGAGCUGGCACCAAGGAGGACACAGAGCCGAUCGUGAUCAACCAGUACGGCUACAUGUCCAACAACAACGAGCUGACGUCAACACCGGCGCAGGGGGUCUAAACCUGACCGUCUUCCAACCACCACUGCGGGGUGGGCUGAAGCAAACCGGUUUUGUGUCUUUAACUGUUUCAUCUACGCUUGUGCAAAGUCUUCUUCACCCAACCACUGAGACUAGGGGUGAAUAGUAGAAGGGUCUGCAUGGGGGGUUCCAACAACACUUUAUGCUCAAUUAAAAAGAACACGCUAUGUAAUACAAUAGAAACGAGGAAGACAAUGAAAGAAAAUUUAGUUGCCUCACUAUCAACUACGUGAUCACGACAGCUUUCCCUACGAAUCACGGGAAAUAAACAUAUAUAGGCUGUCUAUGCCUUAUGGAAAAGAACAUGCAGACCCUCCUAUAGCAAACUGGCUUUGCCUCUAUUCUUCUCUGUCAGACUUAAUAGCGUGCUGGAAAAAUAGUAGGAAGUGAAACUUAAAGGCCUCCGCAAACACUCCAUUUUUCCCCCUGGAAACAUUUGCCCUUUUACAGACAGUAGCUGGCUGCGUUUUGUUUAUGUUGCAGGGGCAUUCGACUUUGACAUCCACAACACAUCACAUUGCAUAUGUGCAGUUCUACAUGUGAAACGGAUAGUCUCUGGUAGUUGUAUAAACACGUGUUAAGUUCAUUGUCAGUCUCUUGCUCAAGCAGUGUGAACAUUUGUAUCUUAGUUCAUCUUUGUACUGUCUAAUAGAGUGUUUAUGUUUUAUAAAGGCUUUGACUGUGAGUACACUGUAGGCCAAGCUGGUUACAUAUAUUGCUUGUAGACAAUGUAGUGGGGGAAAACAUUACUGUCAAUUUAGCUAUUCAAGAAUGUACACAGAGUGUAAACAGAGUUAUACAGAGUAUAACCAAGUCCUCUGGACCAUCUAUCGAGAACUUAGCGAUAUACAUUGUAGUAUUUAGCAUAUCAUAGAAUAUCAGAAUACCUUUAUUAGAAUAUUACACAAGUACAGACUGCAAGAGUGUCGAUAUAUGUGCCUGCAUUUUUUCACUAGUGCCAUUCACUGUGCAGCUUAUCAUAAACAAUAUUGUAUUGGUGAUGCUGUCUACUUAAUUCUGUAAUAGCAAUAAUUUU